AAGACUGAUGACCAGUCGUUCCUGGGGAUUUGCUAUUGGGAGAGUCUGGGCCAGCACUCAAACGCUGGGAAAACAAGACUUUUGGAGCCAAACUGUAACAAUAGAGUUCCAAACGAGAAUGGAAGCCUCUGGAAGACCGUAGCUGCACAGAUAUACCAUGGCUGCUGCUCUUCAUCCUCUUCUGCAUUGGGAUGGGAUUUAUCUGUGGCUUUUCAGUAGCAACAGGUGCAGCAGCAAGACUAGUGUCAGGAUAUGACAGCUAUGGAAAUAUCUGUGGCCAGAGAAAUGCAAAGUUGGAAGCAAUACCAAACAGUGGCAUGGACCACACCCACCGGAAGUAUGUGUUCUUUUUGGAUCCUUGUAAUCUGGACUUGAUAAACCGGAAGAUCAAGUCUGUAGCACUCUGUGUAGCAGCAUGUCCAAGACAAGAAUUGAAAACCUUGAGUGAUGUCCAGAAGUUUGCAGAGAUAAAUGGCUCAGCACUAUGUAGCUACAACCUGAAGCCUUCUGAGUAUACUACAUCUUCAAAAUCUUCUGUUCUUUGCCCCAAACUACCAGUUCCAGCGAGUGCACCUAUUCCAUUCUUCCAUCGCUGUGCUCCUGUGAACAUUUCCUGCUAUGCCAAGUUUGCAGAGGCCCUGAUCACCUUUGUCAGUGACAAUAGUGUCUUACACAGGCUGAUUAGUGGAGUAAUGACCAGCAAAGAAAUUAUAUUGGGACUUUGCUUGUUAUCACUAGUUCUAUCCAUGAUUUUGAUGGUGAUAAUCAGGUAUAUAUCAAGAGUCCUUGUGUGGAUCUUAACUAUUCUGGUCAUACUGGGUUCACUUGGUGGCACAGGUGUACUAUGGUGGCUAUAUGCAAAGCAAAGGAGGUCACCCAAAGAAGCAAUUAUUCCUGAGCAGCUUCAGAUAGCUGAAGACAAUCUUCGAGCUCUCCUGAUCUAUGCCAUUUCAGCUACAGUGUUCACUGUUAUCUUGUUCCUGAUAAUGCUGGUCAUGCGCAAACGUGUUGCUCUCACCAUUGCCUUGUUCCAUGUGGCUGGCAAGGUCUUCAUCCACCUGCCACUGCUCGUCUUCCAGCCUUUCUGGACCUUCUUUGCUCUUGUCUUGUUCUGGGCCUACUGGAUCAUGACGCUACUUUUUCUUGGUACUACCGGCAGUGCUGUUCAGAAUGACCAAGGCUUUGUGGAGUUUCGAAUUUCUGGGCCUCUGCAGUACAUGUGGUGGUACCAUGUGGUUGGCCUGAUUUGGAUCAGUGAAUUUAUUCUAGCAUGUCAACAGAUGACUGUGGCAGGAGCUGUGGUCACUUACUACUUUACUAGGGAUAAAAGAAAUUUGCCAUUUACACCUAUUUUGGCAUCAGUGAAUCGCCUUAUUCGUUAUCACCUUGGUACUGUGGCAAAAGGAUCUUUUAUUAUCACUUUAGUCAAAAUUCCACGAAUGAUCCUUAUGUACAUACACAGUCAGCUCAAAGGAAAGGAAAAUGCUUGUGCACGAUGUGUGCUGAAAUCUUGCAUUUGUUGCCUUUGGUGUCUUGAAAAGUGCCUAAAUUACUUAAAUCAGAAUGCAUACACAGCCACAGCUAUCAACAGCACCAACUUCUGCACCUCAGCAAAGGAUGCCUUUGUCAUUCUGGUGGAGAAUGCCCUGCGCGUGGCUGCCAUCAACACCGUGGGGGACUUCAUGCUGUUCCUAGGCAAGGUGCUGAUAGUCUGCAGCACAGGUUUGGCUGGGAUUAUGCUGCUCAACUACCAGCAGGAUUACACAGUAUGGGUGCUGCCUCUGAUCAUCGUCUGCCUCUUUGCUUUCCUAGUCGCCCAUUGCUUCCUGUCCAUUUACGAAAUGGUAGUGGAUGUAUUGUUCUUGUGUUUUGCCAUUGAUACAAAAUACAAUGAUGGGAGCCCUGGCAGAGAGUUCUAUAUGGAUAAAGUGCUGAUGGAAUUUGUGGAGAACAGUAGGAAAGCCCUGAAGGAAGCUGGUAAGGGAGGCGUCGCUGAUGCCAGAGAGCUAAAGCCGAUGGCUUCGGGAGCAAGUUCUGCUUGAACCUAGCCGGCGGUUAUGGAACCCAUUGACAUUCCAAAACAAUAUAUACACAUAACUAUGUAUUUGUGUGUGUGGGUAUGUGUAUAUAUGUAUAUGUAUGUGUGUAUAUAUAUAUAUGUGUAUGUAUAUACACACACACACACAUAAUCAGCCAAAAUCAGAGAAAAGGAACAGGGAUUUAAUACCUUUUUUAUGCUUAUUUUUGUCAAACAUGUACUCCUUUCAUACGGGUGGCUUUUACAAGGCAACUUCCGUCAUUUAAUGUUUUCAAUUGUAAUUGUCUUAAUGGAGAUGUUAGAUUCAUAUCUGAUUAACAUUUUUAACAACUUAGAGGAGAUUUUAACUUUAGUUACUUAGAUUAGGUAAAGUUAUUAUACCAAAUUCUUGUCCAAAAUUGUUUUCAGGGGUAAUUUCCCUGAUGUGUGUAUAACAUCGAGAUCUGAUUUUACAGAUGCAUAAGUCCUAGCGCAAGACUAGGCAUGUGCUUUCAGCUAAGUAAAGGAAUUACUUCCGUCAGUUUCCCCCAAUCAAAGAAGCCAUGUCAUUUUACUUUUAGAGACAUACAGUGGGCCCAUUAUGAGAAUUUUCAUAAUAGCUCAUAAUUUUCAUAAAAGCUCAUUUGUCCGCCAACAUUAAAAAGUAACCAACUCCUCAGGUAUUUGUAGUUUACCCUAAUGCUUCUAUAAAAAGAAAGUAGGAAAAAAAAAAGAAAAGGGUAGAUAAUCUUUCUUAUGCAAACUUUUUUCUUAUAAUUUGUCUUUUCCUUUCUUUUCACUUUAGUAGCAUCCUUCACACAUUUGUGUGCCUGAUUUGAAAGGAAGCUGGGGUACCCAGCAAGUUUAGCUUUAAGUUUCUGUGUAUUGAUUUGCCGAUUAGGUAGUGCUAGGAGGAAUAAAAAAGGGAAGAAAGCAGAGCAUAAAGCAUGGUGCUUGGGCUCUUUGCUUCAAAAGAAUAGCAGUGGCUUAGGGUUAAACUGGCCAUUUUAUCCAAAUGCUUGCUAUAAAAUCUGAAAACAUACUGGCAGGUGCUCCGCUCCUUGGCAAUCCAUUGAGUAUCCAGAGUUCUACAAUGUUUCACUGAAGAAUUGGUUAGUGUUUUGAUCCUCAAGUAUGAAUGUUGUUUAUGUUUGGGAGUGGGUUGGGGGCUUUUUGGUUUUUUUGUUAUUAUUAUUCUUGAAGCUUACCAGAUAUGAAUGGCUAAUAUUCCAUUGUUCUGCUUAUUGUAAUGGUGAAUGCUUUAAGAAAAAAAGUGUAAUUUGCUAAGAAUAAUUCAUGAUCUGUUUAUGCGAUAACUCCUUUUUGUUACAAUUUUUUUAAAAAAAGGCUAUUUUUGUUAAUGUAAAGUAAAUAUUUCAGAGCAAAUUUUUUAAACUUAUUGCACUAAAUACAGGCUCUGUACAAAAAAAAAAAAGCCUCAGCAUUUUAUCAUUCCAUGGAAGGAGAACCUUUUGAAAGAAAGCAUUGCCUCCUAUCAGAAUUAGACAGUGAAUUAGACUGGAAUUAUGGACACUCAUUCAAAUUCAUGUCACUAGGGCUUCAUAAGUAGCUGUUUGCUAUUGUGCUUCCUUUCAAAGGGUUAGACCUUUAAAUUGCUGCAAAAGGUAAACUGUAUUCUUUUCUAAGUAUCGGUGUUCUUUAUGCUAGCUAGGCUAAAAAAAAAUUGCUAAAUGCCUUGGUUUCUUUUCAAAGCUCAUAUACUAUUUCUGAUUUUUUCAGAAUAUUUGCAAUAAGAAUCUGGAUUAAAAAAAAAUAACAAUAGAAAAAGAAAACCACACACACAAUUUAAGAGUUCAUAUCUUAGCAAGAUCUGGGAAACCAACAUUGUUGAUUUCAAAACUGCCUAAGCAGUUUUGAAAUAAUAAUUCUCCAGAAGUUAAUAUCUAACACCUAAUACUGCCAAAUAUAUGUCAAUGUCCUAUGAUAUUAGUUGAAAUGGAAUACGUCUAAUUGUGUAACUAACAACUGAGAGAAAAAAUCCAGGAUCUAUCAUGUAUUUUGUAGCCAUGCUGAUUGUUGGGUGUUCAGAAUCAUUGGGAACUAACACUAGAAUUGGUAAAAGUAUAGAAGAUGAGUACUAAAAGACAAGUCACUCCAGGAGCUAGCUAUUUUAGGAGGUGUCCCUCCAAGGACCUGAUGGAAGUCUUGAACUUGGAAAUUAGGUUCUGCUCACUUGAACAUCCCCACACCAUGGACCCUCGCUGCUUCCGUUCCAUGUGCUCGCAGUCUCCGCUAUCUGGAAGCCACCAGGAAUGCUUUCUAAUCAUCAUUUGCAACUAGAACUGUAACCAGAAAGAAAUUUUGUAUUUUUGUAUAACUUGACUGUGUGCCAUUUUAUAUAACAGGUCCUGCUUUACAAAUAAAUUCUGUUUUACUAA
Molecule: messenger RNA, 4416 nt
Organism: Dipodomys ordii (Ord's kangaroo rat)
Lineage: Eukaryota; Metazoa; Chordata; Mammalia; Rodentia; Heteromyidae
Gene: Slc44a1
Product: solute carrier family 44 (choline transporter), member 1
Exons: 17
Coding region: 192-2042 (616 amino acids)
Biological process (GO): transmembrane transport; choline transport
Cellular component (GO): plasma membrane
Molecular function (GO): choline transmembrane transporter activity
Source: RefSeq, a predicted model, not a curated record